AGCAACUGAAGCGCGGCGUACACCUUAUUCACCGACCACAUUCAAAUCCUGGCUGAAUAGUAUUCCCCUCAAAUUCAAUUUCAAAUUGGUCCAGAAUUUUUUCAAAAUCAACAAUCAAAUAAUGAAAAUUUGAGACGCCACCACACACCUGCCGUCAGACGCCGCAUUAUCAGCUCAUCGCCACCGUAUCCGGCGUUUCUGGACACCUCCGCCGCUGCUCAAUCGUCCAGUCAAUCUCCCCCAUCCGUAUCUGGUGUAGAUUGAAUUGUAUUUUUACGGAGGAUUGAUUACUAUUGAAAUAUGUCAUUACUAAGUAGAUUCUUCUACAAAAGACCUCCAGACGGUUUGCUCGAACUUUCAGACAGAGUAUACGUUUUUGAUUCCUGUUUCUCAACUGAAGUACUGCCAGAGGAUAUAUACCGACUUUACUUGCACGAAAUCAUUAAUGAGUUACAUGAAGAAUUCCCAGAAUCCUCAUUUCUUGCAUUUAAUUUUCGGGAAGGAGAGAAGAGGAGCCAGUUUGCAGAGAUUUUAUGUGAAUAUGAUGUCACUGUUAUGGAUUAUCCAAGGCAGUAUGAGGGUUGCCCCUUGCUGCCGCUAUCUUUAAUUCAUCAUUUUCUUCGCGCGAGUGAGAGUUGGCUUUCUCUUGGGAAUUUCCAAAAUGUGGUGUUGCUCCAUUGUGAAAGAGGAGGUUGGCCGCUGCUUGCUUUUGUUUUAUCUAGCUUCUUGGUUUUUAGGAAGUUGCAUAGUGGUGAAAGAAAGACUCUUGAAAUGGUUUAUCGCGAAGGUCCAAAAGGUUUGUUGCAGCUAUUAUCCCCGUUGAAUCCGUUUCCAUCUCAGCUUAGGUACCUCCAAUACAUAUCAAGAAGAAACAUAUCCCCCGAGUGGCCUCCGCCUGAGAGGCCUCUAUCAUUAGACUGUAUCAUUCUUCGUUCAAUUCCAAGGUUUGAUAAUCAGAAAGGGUGCAGACCGAUUGUCCGUGUUUUCGGUAGAAAUCUCCUUAGUAAAGAUGGACUAUCAACCCAAAUGCUUUAUUCCAUGCAUAAGAAGGGCAGACAUGUUCGUCAUUAUCGCCAGAAAGAUAGUGAUGUCAUCAAGAUUGAUAUACAGUGUUUAGUGCAAGGGGAUGUGGUAUUGGAAUGCGUCCACUUUGACUUAGAUCCAGAAAGGGAAGUUAUGAUGUUCCGUAUUAUGUUCAAUACAGCUUUUAUUAGGUCUAAUAUAUUGAUGCUCAACUCUGAGAACUUGGAUAUCCUUUGGGACUCAAAGGCCAGGUUUCCUAAAGGCUUUAGGGCUGAGGUGCUAUUUGGAGAUGUUGAGAGCCGCUCUCCCCCCAAAGCUCAUACGCCAAUGUUGAAUGGAGAGGAGAAAGGUGGACUGCCCAUUGAAGCUUUUUCCAGGGUGCAAGAGUUUUUUAAUGGUGUGGAUUGGGUUGAUAGUAAUGAUGAUGCUGCAUUAUGGUUACUUAAGCAGUUAACUGUGUUGAAUGAUGUCAAGGAUUUGUCGAUGCUGAGGAGGAUAAGUGGUUAUUCAUCACCUCUUGAUUCUGAAGAAGAAAACAAUGCUUCCAGCAUUGCUGAUAGUCUUGAUUUACUGGACGCAGAGAAAGCCAUUGCACCCGACUUCAAUUUGCUGGAUGAUCGUUCAUCUUUCGAUUCUACUUUAGAGGAUGCCUCUGAACUCAGGACCUAUGAUAAUCAAAUUAAGCCAAUAAGGUCGACCCCUAUUGAUCUUAUCCAGUCUUUGACUACUGAUGACAGGCAGUUAGAUUCUCAUGCUAUUCGUGGAACUUUAAAGGAAAUGGAAAGUUCGGAUGCUGAACUUUUAACUAAUCUUCAGCCACCAUUGCAAACCUGCUCGUCUUCUGAUUCUGUUACAGGGCAUUCUCAACUACCUAUCACUGAUAGCAAGGAACUUCCUUCAUCUUCUCCCACUGGUUCGUCUGAAGGGCUGCUACUGCCAGCUCCUUUUUCACAUGAUAGUUCUAUGGACAUCCCCUCUCAUCCACCACUUCAUCCUUUAAUCAGUUCCAGUAAUACCGUACCCCCACCCCCACCCCCACCUCCACUACCUCGUAUUCAUGCUCCAGCAAUAGAUCCACCUUCUCGUGGUUCAGUCACAAUCCCUCCUCCACCUCCUCCUACAAAUAGUGGUUCAGUAGUUUCUCCACUUCCACCUCCUACACCAAAAACAGCUCCACCUCCACCACCACCUCCACCUCCACCUCCGAGGUCAACAACAUCCCCACCUCAACCACCACCUCCAACUGCCAAGCCAACAACAUCCUCGCCUCCACCACCACCACCACCACCACCACCUGUUAAUCCUUCCGGUGGUGUGUUAAUAGCAACUUCACCUCCAACACCACCUCCGCUGCCGCCACCUUCGAGUUGUGAUGUAUUAGCAGCUCCACCUCCACCUCCACCAUUGCUAGGACAUGGUUCAGCACCUGCUCCACCCCCACCCCCACCUCCGCCGCUUCUUGGACGAAGUCCAACUCCACCUCCACCUCCACCUCCACCGCUUCCUGGGAAUCCAACACAUUCUCCACCCCCACCUCCACCCGCUCCUCCUCUACCUCCACAACUGCCUUCUCGUAGUUCAGGAGCAACUCCACCUGCACCACCACCUCCUCUACCUCCACAACUGCCUUCUCGUAGUUCAGGAGCAACUCCACCUGCACCACCACCUCCUCCUGCAAGUCGUGGCCUAGCACCUGUCCCACCUCCGCCACCUCCUCCAGGCCGUGGUUCAGCACCUGUCCCACCUCCGCCACCUCCUUCAGACCGUGGUUCAGCCCCACCUCCACCACCUCCUGGUCGUGGUUUAGCACCUGCCCCACCUCCACCACCUCCUGGCCGUGUUUCAGCUCCUGCCCCACCUCCACCACCUCCUGCCCCACCCCCACCACCUCCUGGACGUGGCUCAGCUCCUGCUCCACCUCCACCACCUACUGUUCUAGGUGCAGCACCUCCUCCACCUCCAGGUCAUGGUUUACGAUCUGCUCCUCCACCUCCUGGAGGAAAGAGCUCCAGUGUACCUCCACCUCCAGCUUUAGGAAGAGGCAGAGUUUUGCCCUCAGCGAAAGGAAGAAGUUCUAGUUCUUCAAUCCCCCCUAAGAAAACUUCCCUGAAGCCCUUACAUUGGGUGAAAGUUACUCGAGCAAUGCAAGGGAGCUUGUGGGCUGAUGCUCCAAAACAAGAUAGUCAGUCAAAGGCACCUGAAAUUGAUAUUUCUGAACUUGAGAGCCUUUUCUCAGUGGCUUCUGCUUCAGAUGGUGCUAACAAGGGCGCAGGCGCACGUGGUUCCAAAAUAAAUAAGCCAGAAAAAGUGCAAUUGGUUGAUUUGCGUAGAGCCUAUAACUGUGAAAUCAUGCUCACGAAAAUUAAGAUACCCCUUCCAGAUAUGAAUAAUGCCAUCCUGGCUUUGGAUUCCUCUGCAUUGGACAUUGAUCAAGUUGAAAAUCUUAUAAAAUUCUGUCCUACUAAAGAAGAAAUGGAGACACUAAAGAAUUACAGCGGGGACAAGGAGAUGCUAGGAAAGUGCGAACAGUUUUUCCUGGAACUAAUGAAAGUUCCACGAGUUGAAUCCAAAUUAAGAGUAUUUGCUUUCACAAUAACUUUUAAUACUCAGGUGAAGGACCUAAAAGUUAACUUGCACACAAUCAAUGAUGCUGCUAGGGAGGUUAAGGAGUCUGUGAAGUUACGAAAAAUCAUGCAAACAAUCCUUACACUGGGAAAUGCACUAAACCAGGGUACUGCUAGAGGCUCUGCUAUUGGAUUCAAGUUGGAUAGUCUUCUUAAACUUUCUGAUACGCGUGCAAGAAAUAACAAAAUGACCUUAAUGCAUUACCUAUGUAAGAUCCUGUCUGAGAAGAUGCCAGAGUUGCUAGACUUCAGUAAGGAUCUUGGACAUUUGGAACCAGCAUCCAAGAUACAAUUAAAGACUCUGGCUGAAGAAAUGCAAGCUGUUAGCAAAGGCCUUGAGAAGGUUGAACAGGAACUAGCUGCAGCAGAGAAUGAUGGUGCUGUAUCCUCUGGCUUUCGGAAGGUGUUAACAAGUUUUCUCCAUAUUGCUGACGCGGAAGUUAGGUCACUUGUCAACCUUUACUCUGAAGUGGGGAGAAAUGCAGAUACACUGUCAAAGUAUUUUGGCGAAGACCCAGCAAGAUGUCCCUUUGAGCAAGUGACUCAAACUCUAGCAGUCUUCACCAAGCUGUUCAAUAAGGCUCAUGAUGAAAAUGAGCAGCAGGCAGAAGCUGAAAAGAAGAAAUUGGAGAAGGAAGCACUCAAGGAACAAGUAGCAACUAAUUCUCCUGCGUGGAAGGACUCGCCUGCAAGGAAAGAAGGCAUAGAUGCUCUUCGUGCAAAAAUAAACGCUCGUAAUCAGAAACAAGCUUCUUGAUGCGCGGACCAGCAGGUAUUGCUUUUGGUGUCAUCCCUUUCGUGCAAUAUCUCAACAUGUUGCUCUGCCGCGUUGGCAUCAAUGAGUUUAGCAUGCAUCCACGGUUGAUUCAUCUCUCACAUGAAUAAAUCGUGGGUUGUGACUGGCUCUGCGGCGGGGCUAUUGCCUGUUGGUAGGAGUAUUAUUUCCAAAUGUAGAAAUUGUACAUUGUUAUUGCUACAAUCUGCGUAGAGGAGGGAGGCAGAGAUUUUGGGAGGCAAUUCAAUUGUUUGAAUUCAAUUGGCAGAUAUAUAUAUCUACUGUUCUUGUACAUAACAUAUCCCUUUUUUUAAAAUAGAAAUGUACGGAAUGGAAUACAUGUCAUAUAGUAGAUCUGUAA
Salvia splendens (bonfire salvia) is the source of this 4783-nucleotide messenger RNA. Its product is annotated as formin-like protein 14. The transcript has 18 exons. Bases 301 to 4404 code for a protein of 1367 amino acids. Lineage: Eukaryota; Viridiplantae; Streptophyta; Magnoliopsida; Lamiales; Lamiaceae. The record is from RefSeq and is a predicted model, not a curated record.